GGCUUCCCGCAAUAUUCGCAAGCAGUGGAUAAACAUGGAUCCUCAUCAGAAUGCACCGCGUCAACAUGCCAAGAGGGAUCCACCAAGUGGCCGGAAGAGAACAAGACUUGCUUGCGACAGAUGCAGCACUCUGAGAGUCCGCUGUGAUGGUCAGCAGCCGUGUCGUCGUUGUCAAGAAUACCAAUCGACAUGCCAUUAUACUCGAAGUAUCGGUAGGCGUGGUCGUAAGCCAAAAUCAGCAAAUCGAGUACAGCAACCACAGCAGGAUCGAGAGUUUGACUCAUCUGAAGCUGAUUGUGAUCUUGAGCAAAGCACGCCGCAUCCACGGCCGGAGCAGAGUGGAACUUAUGACGGCCAGGAAAGUCCCGGUCUCCCCACAAAUAACCAGGACACAGUCUCGACGCAUUACUCAUCCAGCCACUCAUCACAUCAUGAUGCUGUGCCGCUGGAUAUGCCAGCCGAUUCAAUCACGGCACCAAGUUACGAUCAGCUGUAUCAUGUGGCUGAGAUCCAGCCUUCCUAUCCUCUCCCUGAGUUCGACCUCGCAGUUCAUCAUGGCGCUGAGUCUGUCCACGAGUCACCGACACGCGAGCGAGCUUCAACUGUCACCCAGAACUUGCCAUCCCGUGGAUGUCGUUAUAAGUGUCUCGAGCCAAUAAUUCCCUUGGUACACGGAAUAAUUGAUGCCAAGCUUGUCUGCGAAUUGUUCGAGCUUUACUUUGUUGAACCCGGGGGAUCUUUAUUUAAAUGUUCUUCUCCGUAUGUUCUAGCCCACGUCAUGCGAAAGGAAUCGCUUCUUCGAGCCGACGACCCACGAACGUGUACGCCAGCGUUACUGGUUACCAUGCUCUGGGUCAGUGCACAGACAGCGGAGAGCUCUUUAUUUCUGCUGCCGGGUCAGAAGGCGAUUGUUUGUGAAGAGCUGAGGAAGUUAAUGAUGGGUUUGAUUCAGGGCAGAGAUCGUGACGUUUGGAACAGAACUACCAGUGGUCCUCUUGUGAGAGAUCUUGAGUAUGCCACGGCUGGAGAUCAAAAUCGGUCAGAGUACCAUGUUGGAUCAGCCUCCACCGUCUCUCCACCAGUACCCCUGGUCGACGACGUCCUCAUGUUCAUCCUCGUCACCAUCGUCUCUUCUGGCGGGGAUUUUAAGACAGACUGCCUCCGAUGGUGGAACAAGGCACUACGGCUUUCUCAUAAUAUGGGAUUGAACAGAGAAGACUCACCUGAGAACAGCUUCAUGCAGUCGGAAACAUCUCUGUGCACGAGUCAAACAACCUCGUGCGGUUGUAGAUCUUGUGAAGCUUCCCGCACAGGUUUGACCACAUCAGAAGUCCGAGAAGAGCGUCGGAGAGCAUUUUGGCUGAUCUUUUGUCUCGAUCGCCACUUGGCUCUAUCGUUCAAUGCACCACUCCGAAUUCUUGAUGAUGAGUGCCAAUUAUAUGCGCCGCUUUCGGAUGAAGCUUGGGCAGCCUUGUCAACAGGACGAGACCCCGAAGACGCAACAUUGGGCACUAGCUCACAUUCAACGAUGUUUGGCGCUCCAACUCGUAUUUCAGGUAUUGGCUUCUUUGAAUACUUUCUCCCACUCAUGACGAUUCUUGGGGAUGUUAUUCAACUGCACAGACAGAAGUCCCAUCCAAGAUUUGGCAAUAUUCGAAGACCUCAGGUUAAUGGACAGGAGGAAGAAGAUGACCCGGCUACGGCAAUGAUAGAACAAGUCAUGGUGCAGUGUGCACAGAGCAUAACCGACCUGGCUAGCGUAUACCAGGUCGAUGCGCUUGAUGCCUCAGCUAUACCAGCCAGUCAAGUGCGCACGCCUCAAUGCGCGAUAUCACCGCAACAGAGCCACGGAGACCAUUCCAGAACGUCGAAUUCCGCCAGCCACGCCUCAUCGCACCGUCGACAUGCGCAAGCUCAGCUUGUCACUGCAUACAGUACAUUCAUAUUGCAUGUUCUUCAUGUCCUUCUCCAUGGGAAGUGGGACGCCGUUUCGAUGUUGGAUAAUAAAGAUGGCUGGAUACCAUCCGUCGGCUUUAUGAAGUGUGCAUCUCAUGCAAUAGCUGCGUCCGACGCUAUGUCACGAAUUCUAGCAUGCGACCCAGAGCUUUCUUUCAUGCCAUACCUGUUCGGUAUCUAUCUUUUGCACGGCAGUUUUAUCUUGUUGCUUUUUGCAGAUCGAAUGCCUCAACUUGGAUUGAAUGAGUCUGUGGAAAAGGCCUGUGAAAUUAUCAUACGGGCACAUGAGGUUUGCGUUGUCACCUUGAGCACAGAGUUCCAGAAGCGCUUCCGCAAAGUGCUUAGAUCGACGCUCUACAGUGUGAGGAGUCCAGCGACAUCUAACUUGGAGGAGAGUAAAGCUCGCCGCCGAGCAUUAUCUUUGUAUAGAUGGAACGAAGGAGCAACUGGCCUGGCACUGUAGUUAUUAUCUAGUGUCUAAUGCAAGAUAUCGUCAAUCGAGAAAUUGCAAAACAGGCGUUUUGCUACAUGUCUGAAUGCAAA
Messenger RNA from Fusarium oxysporum Fo47, 2499 nucleotides. Its product is annotated as transcription factor domain-containing protein. Gene Ontology annotation, biological process: DNA-templated transcription; regulation of DNA-templated transcription. Lineage: Eukaryota; Fungi; Ascomycota; Sordariomycetes; Hypocreales; Nectriaceae. The record is from RefSeq and is a predicted model, not a curated record. The coding region runs from base 35 to 2419 and encodes 794 amino acids. Gene Ontology annotation, molecular function: DNA-binding transcription factor activity, RNA polymerase II-specific; DNA binding; zinc ion binding. The transcript is spliced from 5 exons.